This is a messenger RNA of Bombina bombina (fire-bellied toad), 2886 nucleotides long. It is a transcript of the gene HMGCS1, whose product is annotated as 3-hydroxy-3-methylglutaryl-CoA synthase 1. Gene Ontology annotation, molecular function: hydroxymethylglutaryl-CoA synthase activity. Gene Ontology annotation, biological process: acetyl-CoA metabolic process. The record is from RefSeq and is a predicted model, not a curated record. Gene Ontology annotation, cellular component: cytosol. The transcript is spliced from 10 exons. The coding region runs from base 144 to 1700 and encodes 518 amino acids. NCBI's taxonomy places the organism in Eukaryota, Metazoa, Chordata, Amphibia, Anura, Bombinatoridae.
ACCGGGUGGUGGCGCGGCUGGGCAGUACCGGGAAUGAUGCGGUUAUAAGUCCUAUACGGCAUCUUGAGUGCAUAGUGAAGCAUUGGGGAGGUUAAUAGUACUUCAUAUCCAGGACUAUCAUCAUCACGCACAGGUUGGCCAACAUGCCUGGAUCUCUUCCAGCCACCGCUCAAGCCACUUGGCCUAAUGAUGUGGGGAUAAUUGCCCUUGAGAUCUACUUCCCAUCCCAAUAUGUUGACCAGACUGAGCUGGAAAAAUUUGAUGGGGUUAGUGCUGGGAAAUAUACCAUAGGUCUUGGCCAGUCCAAGAUGGGCUUCUGUUCAGAUAGAGAAGAUAUCAACUCUCUAUGUCUGACAGUUGUGCAGAGACUGAUGGAGAGGAAUAAUCUCUCCUACGAUUGCAUUGGAAGACUAGAGGUGGGAACAGAAACAAUCAUUGACAAAUCCAAAUCUGUAAAGACUGUUUUGAUGCAGCUUUUUGAAGAUUCUGGAAAUACAGAUGUGGAAGGUAUCGACACUACAAAUGCAUGUUAUGGUGGAACUGCAGCCCUCUUCAAUGCAGUUAACUGGGUGGAAUCAAGCUCAUGGGAUGGACGCUACGCCUUGGUGGUCGCUGGAGACAUAGCUGUGUAUGCCACAGGAAGUGCCAGACCAACUGGUGGAGCAGGAGCUGUUGCCAUGCUUGUGGGACCUAAUGCCACUUUGAUUCUGGAAAGAGGUUUACGGGGAACCCAUAUGCAACAUGCAUAUGACUUCUACAAACCUGAUAUGGUGUCUGAAUAUCCAGUUGUUGAUGGAAGACUGUCCAUAGAAUGCUACCUAAGUGCACUGGAUCGCUGUUACUCUACCUUCCGAAAUAAAAUUCAUGCUCAGUGGCAGAAGGAGGGGAAUGAUGAACCUUUUAAUCUGAAUGACUUUGGCUACAUGAUCUUCCACUCUCCAUAUUGCAAACUUGUCCAGAAAUCUCUUGCACGUUUGUUACUAAAUGAUUUUAUAAAUGAUCCCAACCCAAACACAGAGAGCGGCGUCUAUGAGGGCCUGGACUCUUUCCGGGAUGUAAAAUUAGAAAACACAUACUUUGACAGAGAUGUGGAAAAGGCAUUUCUGAAUGCGAGCUCUGAGCUAUUCAAUGAGAAGACAAAAGCAUCUUUGUUGGUGUCCCGGGAAAAUGGCAAUAUGUACACACCUUCUGUAUACGGGUGUCUUGCCUCUGUGCUUGCACAGUACUCUCCACAGCAGCUGGCAGGACAGAGAAUUGGCGUGUUCUCCUACGGAUCUGGAUUUGCUGCUACUUUGUAUUCUAUAAAAGUUACACAAGAUGCUACACCUGGUUCUUCUCUGGAUAAACUUACCUCCAGCCUCUCCGAUCUCAAAGUGAGACUUGACUCCAGGAAAAAUGUUUCACCCAGCAUCUUUGCAGAAAAUAUGAAGCUGAGGGAAGAAACACACCAUUUAGCUAGCUAUAUUCCCCAAGGAACAGUAGAUGACCUUUUUGCUGGCACAUGGUACUUGGUCCGUGUAGAUGAGAAGCACAGAAGAUACUAUGCCCGCAGCUCCCUGAUGGACGAUUUGCCUCGGGAAGCAGCACUGGAGUCUGUCCGCUUAAGCACAGCUAAUGAGCACAUCCCGAGUCCUGCUAAGAAGGUCCCCAGGCUUCCUGACACAGCAGAAGCCAUUUCAGUUACCAACGGAGAGCACUGAUCGUUCUAUCUCUGAGGACAACGUGAAAUUUCAGAUACUAUUUCAGUCGCUCACUGUAAAAAUUCAUACCGGCGCACACAGUGGUUUGCACCUUUUUUACAUUUGCAGCACUAAGAUACCAAUAGCGGUUAGAGAGCAUUUAUAUAACCUGUAAAUAUAAAAGGCUCUGUGCUCCUGGUUUUGUAUGUCUGCAAAAUAUUACAUAAAAAAAUAAUAAUCUUAGAAUGGGACAGUGAGAUAUAGUGAUCUGGGGGGAAGUAUAAUCACUAUUAAAUAUAAUACAUCUGAUGGAAAUUUAUUGGCAAGUACCUCCAAAUUCAUAAUUAUUUCUUGGUGAUUAUUAUGUGACACAGUUCUCUAAUUAGCAAACUGUAAUGCAGGGCGCAUAUCUAGUCCACGUCAAAGACGUGACGCAGAAACACGUCUGAAUAAUUGUAAAGCACUUUAGAUUCAGAGUGUAUAUUGUGUGGUUAAAUUUUUUUAAUCAUUUUUUUUUCUAAAUAAAUAAUUUGUAAAUUGUUUUGUUUCCCAGACCCCUGUUAGACACACUAUGUACCUUGCGGUAUUUAUUUCUCGCUGUCUUAUUGGUUUCCUAGAAUUGUAAGUUGCGUUGUACAGUUGAUGAAUUAACACUACUUUUUAAGAUCAAACUGGUGCUAAACCUUGGGCAUAAGCCCAACUAGCUUGUAAAAAAUGUAGAAAACUUAUGUAAAUUUUGUUUUUUAAUUUUGUUAUUCAUGCAGUGUAAUUUCUGAAAUUAACAGGAAAAUAAUAUGCAAUUAAGUGUGAUUGACACCUGUAUGAUUCACUCUGGUUUGCAAAGAAUCAGUCCACAGUCCAGUGUUGCUUUUCAUAGCAGCUGCCCAGUCAUAUCUUGGUACACCAAUGUUUUAUUUUCUCUGUACAAUUUAUUGUAUUUUUGUUAAAUAAUUUUGCAGUUUUGUAUAAUAUUUUUUUUUCAUCUGUCAAAAUUUCUUUCCAGUUUUUGUACAUACAUCAUUUUCUGGAUUCUCAAAACAAAUGUACAGAACAGGAAUGUAAUAUGUGCUGAGACAAUUUAUGAUGAAUUGUGAGAUAUUGUAUUGUUAUAAAUAUUGAAGAAAUGGUUUCACUAAUUCCUGUGACGGAAUGAACGUAUAUAUUAACAAAUAGAAAAACUUUGUUUAAAAUAAAGUUUUCAAUAUAA